ACAACAGCGGUGCGAGAGUAUGAUUGGCAAAGGCAAGGACAAAAGUCAGUUAUUUUUGUAUUAGUUUUAAAGUUUGUUCGGUGAAGUUCUUGUUUCAGAAAGAACUGUUGGUCAUCCGCAAAGAAUUCCCGAAGUCUUCCAAGAUCUGCCCAAUCUUCAAUUCGAAAUUCCGCUACAAGACGUCUAUUUGACCACCUGAGGAGGACCUGUAUCUUGUAAGGAUUCCGAUUCAAUUUCUCUUCACAAGAACUGACUACCUAGAAGUUAGAACGGAGAUGUCCAACACAAGCCGAUUGUUUGAGCAGCUGAGUUUUGCGAUAUUUAUUCUGUGUUGUUCACUGCCCAUAUUUGGGAAACCAGUGGAUGAAAUCUCCAUUAUAAAGAAGAGGUCUGUCUCGGAGCACCAGUUCAUGCAUGACAAGAGCAGGUCUAUCCAGGAGCUACAGAGGCGGAUCUGGCUGCAUAAUGUCAUGGGCGAACUGCACACAGCAGAGGGCCGGGGAAUGGCUCAGCCACAGACGCCCCGUAACCCCAAACACCCGGCGACGUGGCCGGACUCGGCGGAUCUGGCCGUGCUCCUCAUCAAACUGGCAGCCAACAACAACAGCAACAACAACGAGGGCACCAGGACUCCGCUAGAACAGAUACAAGACACCAACAAGCCCGGUCCUUUCAAAUACCAGAACUCGAAGAAAAAUGGCAAGAAGAAGAAGCAAGGGAAAAACAACAAGCGCAAAGCUCACAGAGGUCGGGAGGAGAAGAGCAGGAGGCAGGCACGCUCGGUGAAUUCCGAAAUCGGGGAUCCCAAUAUCGCAUCCGAUUCCGUGCCGCUCCCCACUGCCGCCUCUGGACGGUUUUGGCACUGAGGGGCCAACCUCUAACAAAUAGCCCUAGUUGUAGAAUUUCCCGUGACCUGGAUAGUGUUUGGAGCAACAUCGAAUGAGAGCCAGCAGCUCGAUAUUGAGCCGGACAGCCUGCAUGACUUUUUGAUAUUUGAAGAGGAAUUCCCAAAUAAGUUUCAUUGCAAAGCUAUCAAUAUAGUUGUUGAUUGGUUGUAUUUCUAUGGAACGUUGCUGAUUUUGUUUAUUUUAAAUUCUAAGUGACAGAAGAAUUUUCCUUUUUUUCCAGGCAGGUCUGUUAUUCAGGAAAGACCAACAAACUCUUUUGCAGUAUUCUGUAUUUGUGAUCAUAAUUAAAGUAUUAGACAUAUUUAUUGAUUGUAAAUAUUAAAAAAGAAUAAAGAAGUGUGUUCACUAUGGAACUGUACAUCGGUUAUUAUGAAUAUUUAAAAUUCAUGAUUAAUGUCACAUACUGUAAUUUAUUUGUUAAAUCAUCUAUUUAUUUAAAUUGUGUAUCUUGG
Rhincodon typus (whale shark) is the source of this 1360-nucleotide messenger RNA. Its product is annotated as parathyroid hormone-related protein. The transcript has 5 exons. Bases 276 to 866 code for a protein of 196 amino acids. NCBI's taxonomy places the organism in Eukaryota, Metazoa, Chordata, Chondrichthyes, Orectolobiformes, Rhincodontidae. The record is from RefSeq and is a predicted model, not a curated record. Gene Ontology annotation, biological process: bone mineralization; adenylate cyclase-activating G protein-coupled receptor signaling pathway; osteoblast development. Gene Ontology annotation, cellular component: extracellular region. Gene Ontology annotation, molecular function: hormone activity; peptide hormone receptor binding.